AUGGUAAUACAAAUGCAAAAAAGGAGGUCUUCUCAAUGGCGAUAUAAUUUUGAUGGUGAACAACAAAAUUAUCGUCUUUCUCAUGUUGAUGUUGUGAGAAUUAUCAAAGAAAGGUCUGAUGUCGAAAUGCUAGUUGCACAACCGAAGGACUUAGCACAUUUUCGGAAAUCCGCUGAUGUAAUUAGUGCUGCAGUUAAAGAUCCCAUAAAGUGCGAAACUUCAGAAGAGGACUUGAAUAAACUUACCAGCGCUGAGAAACAUUUGAUCAAAGCAGAUUUAGAUACAAUGCAUGAAAUUUAUCAACGUAAACGGAGUCUUCUAAAAGCGAAUGACUUAACAAAUCGCCUUCAGCACCAUGGAUUAGGCGGUGCUAAAAAUGGAGAGAGAACACCAGUAAACUACGGUUUUGCUAAUGUACUGAAAACAGAUACUUCUUCUUGA
Schistosoma turkestanicum is the source of this 441-nucleotide messenger RNA. Lineage: Eukaryota; Metazoa; Platyhelminthes; Trematoda; Strigeidida; Schistosomatidae. The record is from the annotation of a GenBank genome assembly.